UCGGAAGGAACAUUUUAGUAGUAAUUGGAACACCACGACCUUCGGAGGUUUUUGUUUUGCGCUUUGACGUGAAGUUUAACUCAGGAUUUUAAAGAAGUUAACUUGCAUGGCUUUGUGUUAACCUUCGUGUAAGGAAGUUCUCUUUUCAAGGUAUCGAGCUAAUUUCAUUUGCGCAACCAACCUUCGAAGAGAAAAAUUACGUCCGUGCGAGUCCACCCGCGUAGUCUUGAUUGUCAGUUGCCGAAGUCAUUGUCAAACAAACUAACAAUGCAAGAGUCCAGCGCAUCAGAAUCCAUACCAACUUCUGCAACACACCAAACUCGAGAGGAAAAUAAGCCUCGCCGAUCUCCUCCUCCUCUUGUGUCUAUGGACGGAACUCGUAGGGACUCGCUUGUGGGGCUCCAAAGACUUGUUUACAGCUCGCAAAUAUUUACGCAUUCACGAACAUCGCACGAAGAUCCCCGCCCUGUGGCGAACAUUGGCGAGAACGUGGUGGAAGUCAAACCAGGCCCAAGAUCUGCUCAUUCGCAGACUCGACCAAGUCUCCCCAGCCCAAAACCCAAGAGAAGCAGGACUUCGUUCACGCCGACGCAGUUAGAGCGACUAGAAGAGGAAUUUUCAGUGGAUAUGUACGUGGUUGGUUUAAAACGAAUGAAGCUGGCAAACGAGUUAAACCUGUCGGAAAGACAAGUUAAAGUCUGGUUCCAAAACAGGAGAAUGAAGUACAAAAGGGAAAGAGCAAAGUCCAGAUCAGACGGAGGAAAAUUAAACUGAGCGGACUCAACUCUACGUUAUUUAUUGUAUCAGAUUCAGCAAAUAAUCAUUGUGUAAAUACCUAAUAUUCCAUACAAUAUACGGCGAGUGCAUAUACCUGAA
Molecule: messenger RNA, 876 nt
Organism: Pocillopora damicornis (cauliflower coral)
Lineage: Eukaryota; Metazoa; Cnidaria; Anthozoa; Scleractinia; Pocilloporidae
Product: GS homeobox 1
Biological process (GO): regulation of transcription by RNA polymerase II
Cellular component (GO): nucleus
Molecular function (GO): DNA-binding transcription factor activity, RNA polymerase II-specific; RNA polymerase II cis-regulatory region sequence-specific DNA binding
Source: RefSeq, a predicted model, not a curated record